This is a messenger RNA of Polyodon spathula (Mississippi paddlefish), 4626 nucleotides long. RefSeq names its product leucine-rich repeat and calponin homology domain-containing protein 1-like. Gene Ontology annotation, molecular function: protein binding. The coding region runs from base 271 to 2616 and encodes 781 amino acids. Lineage: Eukaryota; Metazoa; Chordata; Actinopteri; Acipenseriformes; Polyodontidae. The transcript has 21 exons. The record is from RefSeq and is a predicted model, not a curated record.
GGUGAGGAGGCCAGUCAAGUCUGCUGCAGCAGCCGUGUCGCGUUGGAAAUUGGACUAUCCAGCAAGGGGCGCUAGCCUCUCGCUGCCGCUCUCCUUGACUUCCCUUGGCAGGAGAUCAAUGUUUUUUUCAAUAGGAGCGCAGCCGCAGUGGGCUUCAUCCAAGAUAUUUAGAAAGGAAAUUCUCUAGCAGUGUGCACUACUAAACUCCGUGUCUGUUAUCUCGAUCCAGAAAAACGUUACAUUUGUUUACAUUACAACUAAGGUACGAAUAUGGCGACGGUGGGGUCGGAGCCCCAACCGCAUUCUCAACUCGCUUCGGGUAUUGUCCAAACUAACAUGAACAGUUUGGGAUGCAGUAAUCUGCCGCUGAACCGGGGUCUGGAAAGAGCUUUGGAAGAAGCUGCCAACUCUGGGCUUUUGAACCUCAGUGCGAGAAAACUGAAAGAAUUCCCGAGGACAGCCUUAAACCACGAUCUCACUGAUACAGUCCAGGCAGACCUGUCCAAGAACCGCUUGACUGAAGUUCCAGUGGAAGUGUGCCAUUUCGUCUCGUUGGAGAUAUUGAAUUUGUAUCACAACUGUGUUAAAGUCAUUCCGGAUGCCAUUGUCAGUUUGCAUAUGCUGACAUACUUAAACCUGAGCCGAAAUCAGCUCUCUGCUUUGCCAGCUUGCCUGUGUGGUCUUCCUCUGAAAGUCCUAAUAGCAAGCAACAACAAGCUGGGGGCCCUGCCAGAAGAAAUCGGACAGUUAAAGCAGUUGAUGGAAUUGGACAUCAGCUGUAAUGAAGUCACGGCUCUGCCCCAGCAGAUUGGGCAGCUGAAGGCACUUCGAGAGCUCAAUGUCAGGAGGAAUUACCUCAGCGUUUUACCGGAGGAUCUAGUGAGUCUACCGUUGGUCAAGCUUGACUUUUCUUGCAAUAAAGUAGCAGUGAUUCCAGUCUGCUACAGGAAGAUGAGCCGCCUGCAGACUCUACAGCUGGACAACAACCCUCUGCAGUCUCCCCCUGCACAGAUCUGUAUAAAGGGAAAGGUGCACAUAUUCAAGUACCUGCACAUGGAAGCCUGCAGGAUUGACAAGACUGUGGACUCGCUGUAUCUGCCAGUCAUAGGGAGGCUCAGCUUGUCCCAGCCAGCGGCCGGGAGCAUUGAAGAUAUUGAUCAAAACAGAAAGCAGGACACCGAUUCUGGACUCGGCAGCGAUAAUGGAGAUAAGCGCUUAUCUGCAACAGAGCCUUCAGAUGAAGAUACUGUCAGCCUCAACGCACCAAUGUCAAACAUCACAGAGGAAGAGAGCUUUAGUAAAGAGGACUCUAGUGAGCAUAUGAACCCAUUUAAAGAGGAGUCUGAUCAAGAGUCUGUAAAAUUGAUUGAAAACAAUAACCCUGAAGAGAACCCGCAGGACAAGUUUGUGUAUGGGGGGCCUGGUCUCAGCACUCCCUUUGUGACCUACAUGAAGGGGAGGGCAGCUGAGUUUGACGAACCUCUCAGAAUAGAAGAAGACACAAGCUGGGCUACGGAGCCAAUGACAAAUCCACCCGAUAAUCAAGAGAUCCACAUAGAGAUGAUCAACCAGCUCCGAGAGGCAGUGGAAUUAUUACAAGAUCCAAACAGAUUGAACAUGAAUACUGAGGACAGCACAGGAGUCCAGUUAUACCCUGUCCAUACCGUUACCACAGAGAAUUUAAACUCGUCUGUAAAUGGUCAAACAUACCAAGACGUGUCUAUGACUCCCACGAGAAAAAGUAUUGGUGGAGAGCUUGAGUUCCAGAAGAAGAGGGAAUUGAUUCUAGGAAAAGCCAGGGUUGAGGCCCAGCUUGCAUGCCAGCGGUUUGAGCGACAAAUGUCAAACCAGAGUAAUUCAAAGACCCUAGAAGGACAGAAUGAUGUGAGAAGAGCCUCUGUGGAUGGGGGUGAAGACAAAACUCCAGCUUCUUCUCCCACUGCAAACACUCCUUUUGGCUUGAAGCCUCGAUCUGACCAGUCCCUCCCUUCCUCUCCUCCUCCAUCUUUCUGCCCUCUUACACAGGCCCUGGCAGGGGAUAACACCAGCCUCACUACCCCAACAGAAGGAGGCAUGACAAACAGUGUAUUUUUAAGGACACCAAGAAAAUUAGAGUCCAUGGAUCCUCAGUUUACAAUCCGCAGGAAGAUGGAACAAAUGAGAGAAGAACUGGAUCUCAUGGAUCAGCUCCGUGAGAACAUCGAGAGCAGGUUGAAGGUGGUUUUACCCGUGGACCUGGGAUCGUCGCUGAUGGACGGGGUAGUUCUUUGCCACUUAGUCAAUCACAUUCGCCCCCGAUCGGUGGUCAGCAUACACGUCCCUUCACCGGCAGUGCCUAAACUAAGCAUGGCCAAAUGCCGGAGGAACGUGGAAAAUUUCCUGGAUGCUUGCAGAAAGAUGGGAGUACCAGAGGCUGACCUCUGUACUCCCUACGACAUCCUGCAGUCGGACAUCCGCCAUAUUCAAAAGACUGUGUGUGCCCUGCUGGCACGCGGGGACACGAGCACACAGCCUCCUCCAGCCCCGCGCCCCUGGGACUUCUUUGGCUUCGGCCUCUUAAACUUGUUUUGUCUAGUCCUGCUGUUUGUCGCUUACAACUGGAGCGUACUAAUUUAACCUGGUUUGCAUAUUGUUUUUCAUUCUGAACACACAACACACUUUGCAGGUAUUUUAUUGUUCCCUUAGCGGUGCAACAUCUUUUCAACGACUAGUCCCUCUCUGUGGUGGUAAUCUGCAGACCAUGUUCAAUUUCUGGGGCACCAUUAGAAAUUCAGCUGCUGUGUGUUAUUCCAGACUCUCUGUAGGAUCUAAUGAAUUCACUCCCUGUUGUCUCUGUUGUUUCUGCUCUUUAGAAUUAGCACUGCUGUGGUCACAGAUAGUUGGGAGAGUUCCUGGAUUUAAUUGGCUUUAGUUUUAUUAGAUCUUAAUUUCUUUAAUUGGGAAGGUUUUUUGAAUUAUUGUUGUUGUAAUUGGUAUGUAUUUACAAGUCCCAGUUAUUUUAGUGCUGUCAGUGAUAGAGAUAGCCCAAUCAUUCAUGUUUUUGUACCACUUCUCAUAAGUAAAACACCCCUAGAUUUAUUAGAUUUAAAAUUGUUAAGCUGACGAGAUACAUUGUUACUUUUCUUGACUAACUGGAGAUAUUUAUAUACAAAGGAAGAAUCGAUUUCUGUAUGUAAACCACUUGUUUUUUGAGUUGUGUGUGUCUUGAAGAUUGUUGUUUUCUGCAAACAAAUCCCAGGGCCUGUGGCAUUUCAAAAGCAGGACAAUAUAUUAUAGCACUAAAAGAGUUAGACUAGAUUAAUGAACCCUCCUAACUCAAUGCUGGGAUAUGAUCAAAGACCUGCUGUGAAGGUAAAUAGAACCACAUCUUCAGCCAGCUCUAAAUUCCCUCCCUAGCUAGACUGCCUGAAGGGUUAAACUAUGCACAGUCCUCUUUACCUUUGUACCUUGCAGCACUUGUAUUUUUGAAGAUAAAAUGGCUGUUGUUAUGAAUGGUGCAUCUUAGCAGCCCUAAAGCCUGGACAAUUACAAAGUUAAACAGUGCAGGAGUUUUCACCAUGUCAGCUUCGUAUAUAUAUAUAUUUUUAACUAGUCAUAGUAUUUUUAGUACUAACGAAUAUUCACCUUGCAUUGAGAAUAUAUACUGACAAUCCAUUACCAAUAAGAUACAUGUACUUUCGUAAUACUUGAAUAUGCAACUAUGUAUAUAUAACAUUACAUCUCUUUAUAGUUUCUUUAUAUUUAGUGUAGUGGUGGUAAAAUAAAAAAAGAUUAAAAGUACAAUUAAAAUGCUGUCUUCUACUUUUGAAUUCAUGUUGGAUUAAAGCUGACCAUAGAGUAUAGACAAAAGUAGCCUGAAGCUACCAGCCAGUUGAAAGCCAAGUAGAUUUUAUAGAAUAUACAGUACAGGCUAGGGCCAAAGUAGAACACUGUUGAAAAACUCAUCGCCUGUAUAACAAACCUCCUGUCCAUUUGACCAUUCACAUGACCACUGGGCUUACCAGUUCUGACACCUUUAGACUUUCUCAAGGAUAAUUCGGUAGUGUACAUUAGCCAUCCUAGGAGUCUCUUGAUGGACUGAAGGCAAACGGAGGAGCUGAAUGUCCUAAACUUACCGCAGGAAUCCUGCAAAACCUCCUCAACAAUUGAUAUGUGGAAUUAUGUCACCCUGGUCACUAUUCACAAAGCUUUACCACAUGAGUUAUUUAAAGACUAUAAUACAGAUAUUCAUCUAACUGUUCUAGGUCAUUUUUUUUUCUUGUUUUUAACUGUCAAACAUAGUUUCAUGAUUAUAAAAUAUUAUUUUAUUAAUAAGAUGAGGCUAUGGAAACCCAUUCUUUAACUCGUGAGAACAGUUUUUAUGAAUAAGGGCCUCCUAUGUCACUUCCACAUAAGGUACGGCACAAUCUGUGUGUUCCAUUCUACUGUGUGAACUAUGCGUAACAUACUUGUCAUUUGUGUUCAUUGCUUCUACGCUAUAUAUAAUUUUGUGUUUUACAUUUUUAUUUUGUGCUGCUUUUUUGUUUUAUUUUAGGAGAAGUUAUGUCUGCCCCAUCACAUACUUGAAGAGAAAGGCUUGGUUAAAGUGAGCAUAACCGUCCAAGCGCUGAUAGAUGUGUCCACGAC